Paracoccidioides brasiliensis Pb18 is the source of this 1539-nucleotide messenger RNA. RefSeq lists its product as uncharacterized. Gene Ontology annotation, cellular component: ubiquitin ligase complex; cytoplasm. The coding region runs from base 1 to 1539 and encodes 512 amino acids. The transcript has a single exon. The record is from RefSeq and is a predicted model, not a curated record. Gene Ontology annotation, molecular function: ubiquitin protein ligase activity; ubiquitin conjugating enzyme binding. Gene Ontology annotation, biological process: protein polyubiquitination; ubiquitin-dependent protein catabolic process; positive regulation of proteasomal ubiquitin-dependent protein catabolic process.
AUGGGUUGUUCUAAUUCCACUCAUGUGGGCGAGGAAUCCGACGCUGACCGGAGGGCGACAAAAGCACUGAACCCCUCUACCGCUUCUACCCUGCUCCCGAAUUUCCAUUCAGAAACACUUGAAGCUCCUUCGCAGACAGGACUCUCUAUGGAAUACCAGCUGGCUGUGACAGCAGUUACAGAUGCAUAUAUCGAGGAGACAAGAGAGUUCGAAAUGACCCUGAUGGAGAUAACGAACGAAAUAUUCACGGAGCAAUAUGGAGAUCCAAAUGUAGCCGCAUUUUACUAUGUUCCAGAAGGCACCGCUGUCCCGGAGGAAAAGAUGGAGCCUGCUAAGGAGUGUCGCGUCUGUUUCCAGGCUGUUUCCGUCUGCGCGUCCCUGCUGUAUCCGUGUAAAAGGUGUACGGAGUUUACUUGCAGUGAUUGCCUUCGGAAAAUGUUCACCACAGCCUGUGUUGAUGAGUCCCGGAUGCCUCCACGUGGUUGCUGUGGUCCGCUAAACAUUGGAGUGGCUGUCUCUGUCCUUACUUCAGAGGAAAUACUUCGGUUCAAGGCCAAGCACGAGGAAUGGUCGACGGCCAACCGUGUGUAUUGUCCAGUCCCUACAUGUUCUGCCUUUAUCCCCUACAGGCUAUUCCCCCCUGAUUACCGCCCGACUGCUCUAAAACUGGCCAAGCCGGAAGUGAAAGAGAACCCACCAUCAACUCUUAGCCCAGCACAACUACAGACUCCGCCACCCACACCUCCUUCCCUUCCCUCCUCACCGCGUCCACAGCAUGCAUUUAUAUCAUGCCCAGAGUGUGCCAUUGAAAUAUGUUGCGCAUGCAAGCAGAUGGCUCACCUUGGCGCUUUGUGCCCUGAGGAUGCAGGAGAAUUGGAUCCCGAACUGGCUAAGCUCUUGAAGCAAUGGAAGGUCAAGCGCUGCCCUAAGUGCCGUGGAGCAGUAAGGCGAAUGUACGGUUGUAGCCACAUUGCCUGCAGAUGUGGUGACCAAUGGUGCUGGCACUGUACUCAGCCUAUCGAAUGGUGUCAUAAAUAUGGUUGUAUAGAUAACAUAAGUGAGGACGACGACGACGAUUCAUACGAUGACGAUGGAGAUGACGAGAAUGAGUAUGAAACUAGGAAUCAGGGCGAAGGUGAAGCAGCUCCUGCAAUCAGAGACCUGGACCGAGGCGGUAGAUAUCGCUGGAAUGAUAGAGACCAUGACUUUGGCGAAGAACCCGUUUUACACCAUUAUGACCCCUUCGAUUGCUACCACAGGUGGACCAAGGCUGAGACUUCAGACGUUAACGAUAGGCAGAACUACGCCUGUGAACGGUGCUGGCGUGACAUUGCUCCCCGCCAAUUUACGUACCCAGAAGUGGCGGAAUUGAUGGAACAGGGUUUUAUUUUGGAGAAGCCCAUUGUGGAUGGAGAAAACCACGAGAUUUCAAAUCUGAGGCUUUUUCUCUGCAAUCGAUGUAUGCUGAUGCUCUGUGAUGACUGCCAGGUCGCCAACACUGCGGAAAAGGUAGCUAGAAGACAGUGGGAAAGGGUGUAG